Symbiodinium necroappetens is the source of this 3143-nucleotide messenger RNA. Lineage: Eukaryota; Dinophyceae; Suessiales; Symbiodiniaceae. The record is from the annotation of a GenBank genome assembly.
AUGGGCAUCCCCAAGUACCACAAGUGGCUCACGCAGCGGUACCCCGAUGCGUUUGCAGAGGCAAGCGAAGAGAGUGCCGAUCACGUGUACGUGGACAUCAACACGUUGCUCCACGAUUGCAUGCGCCAUGCUUCAAGCGAGGAGGGCUUCUAUCAGCAUCUUUUUCGCAAGCUCGACGCCCUCUUCCGAAUUGUAGUGCCGUGGAAGAGUGUCUUCCUGGCAGUAGACGGACCCGCAUCCUGUGCGAAGUGUUUGACCCAGCGUCAACGCCGCAGGGCUCAUGCUCAGAAAGAUGCCAGGAGCUCGAAAGGGACAGGCAGAGGUAAAGGUGGCAGAGGGAAGCGAGGAAAGUGGGAUGGCGGUCGUGGCAUGUCAUCCGAGCAGCUGUCGAACAACAUGCUAACACCAGGUGUGCCUUUCAUGACGAAACUGACCAGCGCCCUUGAGUAUUAUGCAGCGAGCCGGAUGGCCAGUAAUGGGUGCUUUGCCAGCUGUGAGGCGGUCACCGUGAGUGGAGCGCAAGCAAUCGGCGAGGGUGAGCACAAGAUUGUUUCCCAGAUGUUGCGCAACGCGGGCACUGCUGCCGGGGAGUCUCAUGUCAUCUCGAGCGGUGACGCGGACAUCUUCUUGCUCUCGCUGGUGCAAAGCGCGUGCCGACAAGUGCGGGUUGUCUCCGACCGGCCGGACGCGAGUGAGGGCGGCAAGAGGCGAAGGGGCACGCUGCAGAUCUGGAAUGCAGAGGUGCUUGCCAGGUACAUACAGGCAGAGCUGUCGCGACCAGGCGUGCCUCGCACUUCACCAGAGGAAGCAACUUUGCGCCGCGAUUUUGCUCUGGUGUCCUUGUUGGCUGGGAACGACUACUUGCCGGAACUGAAGUGCAGCCUAAAUCCCCAGCAGCUGUGGGAGCAGUAUUUGACUCUGAGGCGUAAGAAGUUCCCUUCAACGUCGCUUCUGCAAAGCUCGCCCUCGGAGGAAGGUCUGCCGCUCUCGCACCGGGAGGGCGGCUGGGCGCUCGCAGUGGGGGAAAGUGGCGCUGCAUUUGCCGUUGAGCCUUAUGAGCAUUUCUCCUUCAACUUGUCCUUCUUGUCCAAGUUCAUGACUGUUGCAGCAGGGGGAUCGGUAGCACCAUCCAAACUUGCUGGCAGAGCAUCGGAGGGUGUGCGAAGAUAUUUGGAGGGGUUGCUGUGGAUUCUGGAGAUGUACCACCAUGGCUAUUGCGGCGACUUCUACUUCGUGCUGGAGAAGAGCUUGCACAGCUUUGCAAGCGCGCGGCUGAUCACGCAGUUCCUCCCGUCGCUGCAGCCGGAGGCACCCUUGGCUCCUCCGAGGUCGGAGUGCCAGCCCAUGCGGCCGAUCUCCUGCGCCAUCUGCAUCCUUCCGGUGCAGAACGCAGAGCAGUACCUGUGCCCUGCUGCCCCGAUGCUGGAGCCCAUGUUCGGGGUGGAGCACCCUCUCUUGGGCUCGGUGAAUGCCAUCGAGCGAUGUGAGGUUUUGAAAGACUGCAAGCAGAAGACUGCUUGGCUCCAGCAAGAGAUGAUGAGCCUCCGGGCACAGGGCUUGGACGACCGAAGUGUAAAGGCAGAGUUGACUGCUGCUCAGCAAGAGAUGGAGAAGAUCAAGCAGGGAGGAAGUGACAUCGAUGUGGUCCCUCUCUGCGAGGUGGAUGCCGAGGUCGCGGAGCGCUGCGCUAGCGAGCUCCUGCCCGAGCUGGAGUUCAGCCCUGACGUGACGUUGCUGCGCGAUGCCGGCGGCGAGUCCGAGCCGUUCACUCUGGAUGCGCCCGCGCGCGGUAUGAGGCCUGCGUACUGCGAGGGGCUUGUCUACGUCACCGGCGAAUGGCCCCAAGUCGCGGCAGAUGCGACAGCGACGGAGGAACCGCUCGAGCCAGAAGAAAUUCUCGUCGAAAUUGAUGAGGAUGAAGAGGCUGAAGAGGCUGAAGCUGCUGAGUGCGAUGUGGGCGAAGAGUUGUUGGACGAAGCCCUGGCCGGGGAGUUCGAGGCGACAGACGAGACGGCAGACUUCCAAGUCGGAGACACGGUGCAGGCAUACUGGCCUGAAGAUGAGGAGUACUUGCCGGCUACUAUCAUCGAGGCGCAUGAUGAUGGGUCGUUCCAGAUUGUCUGGGAUGCAGACGGAUCGGAGAGCCACAUUCAGGCUGACUACCUCCAGCAUGUCGCAGAUUCGCUCGAGCCUGAGGAGCCAAAGGCCAAGCGGGCACGCUACUCAGAGAUGCGAUGUGAGUGGGGCGAUUUCGGAUUUCCCCACCGUCCCAGCAAUGGACCUGGCUCGAGCGCGGAGGAAGCGUCUUCAGCAACGCUUCUCGUCCUUCUCCUCCUCUACCAGUCAGCUCCUCCCGGCCGCCCAUCUGGUUGGACGACUUUUUGUACUCCAGCCUCCAAGGGUGCCCUGGAGAGUGGCUUGCAGAGGACGCGGGACUGGCGUACUUGCCAUGCAGCCGUUGCUGCGUCCGCUGUAGACAGCAGGCCCGUGGGCAAGAGACUCGAGGACAUCGCGUCAGACUUUGCAACCACUGCUGACCUGUCCUCGGUGAAGCAGUCCUUUGAGCAGUUGCUCGAAGAAGGCGUUGUUCUCCAUCCGGCGGCCUACAAGGGACCCCUGAAGGUCUGUGCCACGGGGGGACGCCCAGAAGAUGCCCGCUCCUGGAUGGCAUACAUGGCCGAGAAGAAGGCCGGCUCACCUUCCAACAGCGGCAUCGGGGCCUUCCGAUGUAUUCUCGCCGCUCUCGCGGCGCGUGCCGCGGCUCUUGACAACCUCUUGGCCCAGGACAGCGAGUGCUUCCAAGAUGCCGAGUGUUCUCUGAAUGCCCUGCAGCGGCGAGCUGCGUCGAGGAGGAUUGGCGAACACACGGCCGCUCCGGACCUGGUCAUACCCGGCCUACCGGGCAUGGGAGACCUGCCGGAUGAAGACGAUCCCGUAGAUCAGGACGAUGAAGAUUCCGAGGAGGACUCCGAGGAGGAGACUCCCCAGGAGGAGCCUGAGGAGGCGGACCACAGCCACGACAGCUCGGAACAGCAUCAAGAGGACCAUGCCUCCUCUACCUACCCGGCGGCCCAUGCCAACGCCACCCACUGUAAAGGCGAUGCUGGCGAUGCUCAGCAGUACUCACAAGACCGCAUGUCAAU